GGUUGUUGCCGGGCCCUAUAUCCGGUGUCCGCCCGCCCUCGGCUCCGCAGCCGCGAUGCUGUCCCGGUCUCGCUGUGUGUCCCGGGCAUUUAGCCGCUCGCUCUCCGCCUUCCAGAAGGGGAACUGCCCUCUAGGGAGACGUUCCCUGCCCGGGGUCUCCUUAUGCCAGGGACCAGGUUACCCUAACAGCAGGAAGGUUGUCAUUAACAACAGUAGUGUCUUCAGUGUUCGCUUCUUCAGAACUACGGCUGUGUGCAAGGAUGAUUUGGUUACAGUCAAAACCCCAGCAUUUGCAGAAUCUGUUACGGAGGGAGAUGUCAGGUGGGAGAAAGCUGUUGGAGACACAGUUGCAGAAGAUGAAGUGGUUUGUGAGAUUGAAACUGACAAGACAUCUGUGCAGGUUCCAUCACCAGCAAAUGGCGUGAUUGAAGCUCUUUUGGUACCUGAUGGGGGAAAAGUCGAAGGAGGCACUCCGCUUUUCACACUCAGGAAAACUGGUGCUGCUCCUGCUAAGGCCAAGCCAGCCGAAGCCCCUGCUGCUGCAGCCCCAAAAGCAGAGCCUACAGCGGCAGCAGUUCCUCCUCCCCCUGCAGUAUCCUUACCCACUCAGAUGCCACCAGUGCCCUCGCCCUCACAACCUCUUUCUAGCAAACCUGUGUCUGCAGUAAAACCCACUGCUGCCCCUCCACUAGCUGAGCCAGGAGCUGGCAAAGGUGGUCUGCGUUCGGAACAUCGGGAGAAAAUGAACAGGAUGCGGCAGCGCAUUGCUCAGCGUCUGAAGGAGGCCCAGAAUACAUGCGCAAUGCUGACAACUUUUAAUGAGAUUGACAUGAGUAACAUCCAGGAGAUGAGAGCUCGGCACAAAGAGGCUUUUUUGAAGAAACAUAACCUCAAACUAGGCUUCAUGUCGGCAUUUGUGAAGGCCUCAGCCUUUGCCUUGCAGGAACAGCCUGUUGUAAAUGCAGUGAUUGAUGAUACAACCAAAGAGGUGGUGUACAGGGAUUAUAUUGACAUCAGUGUUGCAGUGGCCACCCCACGGGGUCUAGUGGUUCCAGUCAUCAGGAAUGUGGAAGCUAUGAAUUACGCAGAUAUUGAACGGACCAUCACUGAACUGGGAGAGAAGGCCCGAAAGAAUGAACUUGCCAUUGAAGAUAUGGAUGGUGGUACCUUCACCAUUAGCAAUGGAGGAGUUUUUGGCUCCCUCUUUGGAACACCCAUAAUCAACCCCCCUCAGUCUGCCAUCCUGGGCAUGCAUGCCAUCUUUGACAGGCCUGUGGCUAUAGGAGGCAAGGUGGAGGUGCGGCCCAUGAUGUAUGUGGCACUGACCUACGAUCACCGGCUGAUUGAUGGAAGAGAGGCUGUGACUUUCCUCCGCAAAAUCAAGGCAGCAGUAGAGGAUCCCAGAGUCCUCCUCUUGGAUCUUUAGGAGGAAGCCACACACCCUACAAAUCAUGCAGGAACUGAAAAUCAGUCUUACCCCUGCCCCGUCAUGGGUCCCAGGUUAGCCUGGUGACAGGCAGGCACAUGCUGUUGGCCUCAAGCAAGGAAGCAGAGCACUAUGUAACCAGCAGUCACAGGUCUUUUCUUGGUGUUCCUGCCAGGCUCUCUCCCUCUCUGCACCUGUCUCACACCCUUGAAUAUCUUAAUUCCUUAGGCUUGAGAGAGAGAGCCUUAAUGGAUGCUCAUUAAUAUUCCUGCCUUUCUUCCAUCAGCCCUCUGCAAAGAUGAUUUUCCUUCUUCCUAGUGCCAGUAUACUAUAGAGAAACCCCUGGGGACCACAUGAUUAAGUUCCUGUCUUCAGAAAGUCUGUUCUGCAGAGACGACUAGGAGGAUGCUGUUGCCUCUCAAGCUCAGAGCAGCCUCUGUCCUGGCUGUGCACAUUCUCACUUGAUUCCACCUGUGUGGAGGGAUUGAACACAGGCAGAGAGGUGCUGCUUUGUUUCUUAAAUGGCACCUUCAUUCUCUGUUGUCAUUGACUUCAAGAUGCCUCUUCUACCUCUUCCAGGAAGCACAGGCCAGGGGAUCUCGGUGGGUGAGUGGGAGAAGAGGGCAGAGGUCCCCUGAGGUCACAUGUAAUCCUCAUGGAAGGAGAGCCCAGACUUGCCCUCAUGCUCUCCAUCAUAGGCUCACACCAAGAUCUGUCUUGGCACAGUCUCUCACAGCUGGGGUUGUGGCAACCCUUUCUAAACCCUUUCCUGGUUGGUGGGCCUUAUUCCAGCAGCUUGUUCUUAUUUAGAGCAGAUUCUACCACAUCAUGGCAGUGGAACCAAGCAUGGUCCCGAGGAAGGGCCAGAGCCUGGUAGAGACUAGGGAAGGGAGGUCUCCUUUAGACUGCCUCAAAUUGACUUGAGCUUUUCAAUUAAGUUGGUGUUAAGCACGUGGGCUGAGGAGGCAGUUCUUGUUCCUUCCUGCGUUAUAGCGGGGUCUUGUCUCUUCCUCUGCAGGACACAGAUCUGAAGGACAAUGGACUAUGGUAGGAAGCCACCCUGAGGGUGUUAGUGCAUUGUGGUGAAAUGGUUGAGGUCAUUUCUAAGGUGUGCUACCCUUGGAUCUGGGCACAAUCAUUGGAUUUCCUUGGAGUAUGGUUAAAUGCAAGUAUCUUGUGAAAGCUACUGGGAUUCAUGGCUUUGUAUCUAACUGCAUCCAGGCCUGAGGCUGCUGACAUUUGACACUGGGGCCAUUAGAAAGUGCCCUUUUAUAUUUUGAGCCAAGAAGUGAGGUCUGGGGUGGGGGUGGGGGGAAGGGGUGGGAGCCAAUACUGAGUGCCUGCAGCAUCUACUACUCUGUCUUCACUAUUCAGAACUUGUAACUGAAGUAUUUAAAGAAAGAUUUUAAAUGCAAAUUAAAGGGCAGAUGUUCUCAAACAGGGUUCCUGCAUCUGUGCUCCUUCUGGCUGUGGAGGUUCAGGUCCGCAGCACUGUUACACUGGCACUAUUAGUAUUGAAAGCCACUUAAGGUUCUGUUGCUUAUCUCGUGAAAUCCCACAUGUGGAAGUUAACACUAUCCUAAUUUGACAGAAGGUACAACCCUGGCUCUUAGCCAGGUAAGUGUUGACACAAAGAGUCAACCUCUUUAAAAUAUUUGAAGAGAUUCUGAGCCAAAUGUGAGUGAGCAGUGGCCUGUGACACAACUUUUAGGAGAUCUGAGAACGUGUGCCCAAGGUGGUUUGUUUGGCUACAACUUAGUUUUAUGCGUUUUAGCGAAACGUGAGACACCAGUCAAUACAUGUAAGAUACAUAGUGCUUUGGUCUGGAGAGGCAAGACAACUCAAGGCCCAGGGGUGCUGUCAUAGGCAGAAUCAAAGAUUUUCUUAUUGGCAGUUGGUUGAAAAGUUAUUAAAGAUCUGGAAUUCA
Molecule: messenger RNA, 3353 nt
Organism: Saimiri boliviensis boliviensis (Bolivian squirrel monkey)
Lineage: Eukaryota; Metazoa; Chordata; Mammalia; Primates; Cebidae
Gene: DLST
Product: dihydrolipoamide S-succinyltransferase
Biological process (GO): tricarboxylic acid cycle
Cellular component (GO): oxoglutarate dehydrogenase complex; mitochondrion
Molecular function (GO): dihydrolipoyllysine-residue succinyltransferase activity
Source: RefSeq, a predicted model, not a curated record